UUGCCAAGAUUGAUCUGUCACACUUAUUUGGAGGAAAGCACUUCCGAGUUCCCACCGUUCUUUGCUCGAAGGGCUACGGCGUCAGUCUGCAAUCGCUAGUUGAUACUGGAGCCCAAGGGUUCUUAUUUUUAAAUUCUGCAGUUGCUCGUACUAUCUCUAGUUCGCUUUAGGUUCCUAUCCGACGGCUACCCUUUAAGAUUACAGUUAAAGGAUUUUAAGAUCAGGUUCAAAUAAGGGUAAAUCAAUAUAUCCGGUUACACCUCUCUAUCGAUGGCCGCAAGGUUUACAACUGCCCUUUCGUUAUUAUGGAUUUAGGAUCACAGGAUUGCAUUAUUGGGAUUAAGUGGCUGCGCCGCUUCCAGCUUCAACUAGACACGGUUCGGAACCGAAUCGUGUGGCCAGCCAAGUACCCAGCAACUUAUGAUCCUGCCCCGCCCAUUUUAGUGCAGUUGAAACAACCAGCUGUCGACGCCGAGGUUGAGAAGGACAUUGAGAGACGCAACGCUCUCUGGGAGAAGGACGACUAUCGGAGAAGAAACAGCCCAACCACGGCUAGUAUCCAAAGAAUCCGUGGCCUUCUUCGACUUCCAAAAGCCCGUCCUCUACCGCCCGCACCUAACCCUGUACCGAAACCUAUCCGACCUGCACCUUCUUCCCCUCCUUCACCCCGCAUCUCACUUAUCUCUGCCAACGCCUUCCACUACACCAUGAAACGCAAGGAAAACGAGUUCUUCACGACAAGUAUCUAUGAGAUCGAUCGUAUUUUAGAGGAGAGACGACUAAAAGAUGAUCCUGAAAAUGCCAAGUUAGUUUAGGACCGACUUCUGUUCGUCUACUAUCCGUACCGAGACGUGUUUAGCAAAACGGCAGCUGAUUAGCUACCUAAACACCGCCCGUACGACCAU
Messenger RNA from Bipolaris sorokiniana ND90Pr, 905 nucleotides. RefSeq lists its product as uncharacterized. Bases 306 to 815 code for a protein of 169 amino acids. NCBI's taxonomy places the organism in Eukaryota, Fungi, Ascomycota, Dothideomycetes, Pleosporales, Pleosporaceae. The transcript has a single exon. The record is from RefSeq and is a predicted model, not a curated record.